Molecule: messenger RNA, 3844 nt
Organism: Setaria italica (foxtail millet)
Lineage: Eukaryota; Viridiplantae; Streptophyta; Magnoliopsida; Poales; Poaceae
Product: histone-lysine N-methyltransferase TRX1
Exons: 26
Coding region: 1-3096 (1031 amino acids)
Biological process (GO): regulation of transcription by RNA polymerase II
Cellular component (GO): chromatin; nucleus
Molecular function (GO): protein binding
Source: RefSeq, a predicted model, not a curated record
AUGGUGAUCGCCGUGGAGGGCAACGGGUUCGUGCACGGCGAGGAGGAGGAGGAGGAGGGCGACCGCCCUAUCCGCUACCUCCCCCUCGGUCACGUCUACUCCUCCUCCGGCCCCGCCCCGUGCCCCCCGGCCCCAAAGAAGCCUCGCGUCGACGACGGCAAGCCCCCCCUGAAAGUGUACUACCGCCGCCGCCACAAGAAGCCGCGGGUCGAGGAGCCGCCGCCGCCGCUCUCGCCAGCGACGGCCCCACCCCCGCCGCUGGUACAGGAUGAGGACGCUGGGCCCUCGCGGCGGAAGGGCUCCCUCAAGCACGAACUGCUCAGCCUGGGGUCCGCUCCGCUUGCAUUGGACGGGGACGGGGAGGGAGGGGAGCCCUCGCGGCGGCAAGGGCGAAUGAGACGCGGUGGAGGGGCUGAGAAGACGGUUUGCUUCUCCGGGCAUGAGAGGCGGCGGCCGGGCAGACCCAAGGGUUCGGUCGGGAGGAGAUGGGUCGAGUUGGAUAUUCAGGGUGCGGAUCCUAACGCAUUUGUUGGAUUAGCGUGCAAGGUUUUCUGGCCGCUGGAUGAUAAUUGGUACAAGGGCUCCAUCACAGUGUACAAUGAAGCAACAAAGAAGCAUUCAGUAAAGUAUGAUGACGGUGAAGCAGAGGACCUUAGCCUGGCAGAUGAAAGGAUAAAAUUUUCCAUCUCCUCUGAAGAAAUGAGGUCCCUGAAUGUAAAUAUUGGAAUUUCCAAUCAGGAUAAGAAGGGUCAUGAUGAGUUGCUUGCACUUGCUGUUAGCUUUCAUGACUACCAGGGUCUUGACUCAGGUGACCUUGUGUGGGCUAAAAUUACAGGUCAUGCAAUGUGGCCAGCAGUUGUGGUGGAUGAGUCAGAUGUACCUGCAAACCGAGCUUUGAAGCCAGUUCGAUUGGACCAAUCAAUACUUGUUCAAUUCUUUGGUACUCAUGAUUUUGCAAGGGUUAAGUUGAAGCAAGCUGUCCCGUUUCUGAAUGGGCUUCUUUCUUCUUUGCAUCUCAAAUGCAAGCAAGCAAGUUUCAGCCGGAGCUUAGAAGAAGCCAAGGAAUUUCUGCGCACUCAGCAGCUUCCGGAAAUUAUGAUGCAGCUACGGAAAUGCGUUCAACACGAUGGUUCUGAUGAUAAUUCCUGCGAGGACAGGGUAGACUCUUGUGGUAAUUUAUCAGAAGAUAGAGCAGUGCAAAAUGGAGAGGAUUAUGCUGAAAUGACUCAAAUAGAACUAGGAAACCUUCGUGUGAGCAAUUUAGGUAGGAUAGUAUCUGAUUCAGACCAUUUCCAUAAUAAAAAGCAUAUAUGGCCUGAAGGAUAUACUGCUUUCAGAAAGUUCAUGUCAAUAAUAGACCCAAAUUCAGUAACAUCUUACAAAAUGGAAGUACUAAGGAAUUCAGAUACAAAAGCACGCCCAUUAUUUAGGGUGAUCUCAGAAGAUGGAGUGCAGAUUGAUGGAUCUACCCCUAAUGCAUGUUGGAAAGAGAUAUACUGCAGAAUAAAGCAAAAACAGUGCAGUGCUGUCACUGAGUUGGAAAGAAAUGUAUGCCAAAGAUCUGGUUCCUACAUGUUUGGCUUUUCAAAUCCGCAGAUAAGGCAGCUUAUUCAGGAAUUGCCCAAUGCAAGGUCAUGUCUGAAAUAUUUUGACAACAGUGGGGACACUAUCCUUGGUUAUAGAGCUGUUCAUGUUAAUUGGAAAGAUCUGGACUUUUGCAAUGUUUGCGAUAUGGAUGAGGAGUAUGAAGACAACUUAUUUUUGCAAUGCGACAAGUGCCGUAUGAUGGUUCAUGCUAGAUGUUAUGGCGAACUAAAACAAUUGGAUGGAGGACUUUGGCUUUGCAACUUGUGUCGACCUGGUGCCCCUCGCAUGUCUCCAAAAUGCUGUCUAUGUCCAGUCACAGGUGGUGCAAUGAAACCUACAACAGAUGGCCGUUGGGCUCAUCUUGCUUGUGCUAUAUGGAUUCCUGAAACAUGCUUAAAAGAUGUGAAGAGAAUGGAACCAAUUGAUGGAUUGAGCAGAAUCAACAAGGACCGUUGGAAACUUGUAUGCAGCAUUUGCGGAGUUUCGUAUGGAGUUUGUAUACAGUGUUCUCAUCCUACCUGUCGUGUCGCAUAUCACCCUCUUUGUGCACGUGCUGCUGAUCUUUGUGUUGAGCUUGAAGAUGAUGACAAAAUCCACCACAUGUUACUUGAUGAAGAUGAGGAUCCUUGUAUUCGAUUACUCUCGUACUGCAAAAAGCACAGACAACCAUCUGCUGAACGUCCAUAUCUAGAAAGUGACCCUGCUGAGCCCUCUCAGUUAGUUCAGACGGAUAUGGCUUCAUCAUCCGGUUGUGCAAGGACUGAACCUUAUAAUUUUCACCGGAGAAGGGGCCAAAAGCAACCACAAGUCAUGGCUACUGCAUCUCUGAAACGUUUAUAUGUGGAGAACAGACCCUAUAUUGUCAGUGGCUACUGCCAAAAUAGAGUAGGCAAUCAUACUUGCAGUGAAUCACUUCAACCGGUUGGCUUGUCGGAUGCUGUGCAGCAUGAAGCUUUUGGCAAUGUGUCUUCUAUGGUUGAAAAAUAUACAAGCAUGAAGGCUACAUUUAGGAAGAGACUAACUUUUGGAAAAUCAAGAAUUCAUGGCUUUGGUGUCUUUGCCAAGGUUGCACACAAGGCAGGAGAUAUGAUGAUUGAAUACAUAGGGGAGAUCGUUAGACCACCAAUAUCAGACAUCAGAGAGCGGCGAAUAUACAACUCACUAGUGGGUGCUGGGACAUAUAUGUUCAGGAUAGAUGAUGAGCAUGUUGUGGAUGCUACACGGGCAGGAAGUAUAGCUCAUUUGAUCAAUCACUCAUGUGAGCCUAAUUGUUAUUCGCGUGCCAUAACUGUUAAUGGGGAUGAACACAUCAUCAUUUUUGCAAAGCGGGACAUAGAUCCAUGGGAAGAGUUGACAUAUGACUAUAGGUUUUUUUCAAGUGAUCAACGACUUCCCUGUUAUUGUGGAUUCCCCAAAUGCCGUGGAGUUGUUAAUGAUGUUGAGGCAGAGGAGCAGGCAGCUAAAAUAAGGGUCAAGAGAAGUGAAUUGUUUCAAAAAAGAGAUAACUAAAGAUUACUGUCACGCCUUAGAGUUCCACUACACACCGGUGCUUCCGGAGGCUUUCGUUGGACAUGUCCAAACCAUCUCAGCUGGUGUUGGAUACGUUUUUCUUCAAUUGGUGCUAUCCCUAACCUAUCACGUGUAUCCUCAUUCCGGACUCGAUCCCUUCUCGUACGACCACAAAUCCAACGCAACGUACGCAUUUUCGCAACACUUAUCUGCUGGACAUAUCGUCUUUUUGUAGGUCAACAUUCUGCACCAUACAACAUUGCAAGUCUAAUCGCCGUCCUAUGAACCUUGCCUUUUAACUUCCAUGGUAGAGAGUAUUGGUUGGGAGAUGCCACAGGCUUGGAUGAUAUAUUUGCCUGUUCCUACUGUCAAAUUCUGAAAAAUUGCUGAGUUCAUUCUAGGAAUUCUGAUAAUUCUUGUCAUUCUUUUAGAAUGGAAUGCCAAUGUAAUUGUAUAGGUAGCAAUGUUAGGCAAUCCAAUUUGGGAACGGCAGUUGAAUCGAUUGUGUGUUUACGUGUAAUUCGGCCACUAAUUAUGCCACCUAUUAACCUUUGGGGUUGGAAUUGGGGUGGACCUUUGGGGUUGGAAUUGGGGUGGUCGGAUUAAAUGGUCUGAGAUGGCAUGCCAGGUAUAUAACCAAAAUACAUGAUUGGAAUUUGGGCAAUGCCCUUCUAUGCUACCGUAACAAAUUGUAGCGACAAUGGCUGGGUUUCUAAGAACUUUGCGAAAGAAACAUCAUCCACUUCAA